GUGUGGUGCUGCCAGAAGAAACAUCUGGGAGGAGCUACAAAGAGGGAGAGCUGAGAACCCGCCCUUCGCCAAAAGCAAAGAACCCAAAACACAGAGAUCUCUCCAAACCCCAAAACCUCGUGCUUUUUCAAAAUGAGUACCAUGAAAUUUUGCCGCGAAUGCAACAAUAUCCUGUACCCAAAAGAGGACAAGGACCAGAAGAUCCUCCUCUAUGCGUGCCGCAACUGCGAUCACCAGGAGGUUGCUGACAACAACUGUGUCUACAGAAAUGAGAUACACCAUGCUGUUGGGGAACGCACUCAAAUAUUGCAAGAUGUAGCUGCAGAUCCAACUCUCCCUCGAACCAAAGCAGUGCGCUGUUCAGAGUGCAAGCAUGGAGAAGCUGUCUUCUUUCAGGCAACUGCUAGAGGAGAGGAAGGUAUGACAUUGUUCUUUGUUUGCUGCAACCCCAGCUGUGGCCAUAGGUGGAGAGACUAAUAUUUACGCCCUCCCAUUGUGUGUUCGGAUUUCAUCCUAUCAAAAGAUGUAUUGUUCCCCCAAAAUAUGACAUUGUUCUUUGUUUGCUGCAACCCCAGCUGUGGCCAUAGGUGGAGAGACUAAUAUUUACGCGUUCCUUUUGUGUGGUCCUAUCAAAAAGAUGUAUUGUUCCCAAAAAACGUAACUUUAGGAAGGAGACACUGACAUGGAGUUUCUAAAGACUUGUUGAGUUAAUUGUAAAAUGUUUAGUAUUAAAAAAACACAGGCAGUCCAGCAUGCACUUGCAUUUGCUUGGACUAUCGCUCAAUAUAUCAGUUGCCCUUUUUUUCUUUUU
Messenger RNA from Prunus dulcis (almond), 811 nucleotides. Its product is annotated as DNA-directed RNA polymerases II, IV and V subunit 9A. The transcript has 4 exons. Gene Ontology annotation, molecular function: DNA-directed RNA polymerase activity; nucleic acid binding; zinc ion binding. The record is from RefSeq and is a predicted model, not a curated record. Gene Ontology annotation, cellular component: RNA polymerase II, core complex. NCBI's taxonomy places the organism in Eukaryota, Viridiplantae, Streptophyta, Magnoliopsida, Rosales, Rosaceae. Gene Ontology annotation, biological process: DNA-templated transcription; transcription-coupled nucleotide-excision repair; transcription initiation at RNA polymerase II promoter. The coding region runs from base 133 to 477 and encodes 114 amino acids.